UUUUGUAAUCCAUUCGAAGCAUCGAAGCCGAUCGGUGCAUCUCGUUUGGUCCGCCGUCCGGGUACGUUUUUAUUCCACGCCGAGUAUACGGGUGCAGGCAUAAAGGAGCUGUACACCAUACAGAAUAAAUACCUAUAGAGUACCUACGUCAUAUACAAUCCCCGGGCAUUAACAAGUUGAAAAGUUACAUAACUUCACCGUUCUCAAACUGCAACACACGUUUCAAUAUUGACGUCUCAUUUACAGCGGUUCUUCACUACGAUGUCGAUGUAUUCGCAUCGCGGUUACACAAGUAGAGACUCCAGAUAUUUGAAAUUUAGCACCCAAGCUGCGGUCCAAUUGCAACGGCGGCACAAUAAAUCGUCCAACCACUAUGAUGGCGCGGUCGCAGUCGCCGCCGCCGCCGCCGGUCAGCUGCUCGACGACCUGAGCCACAAAGACUCCAUGCAACUCAAAAGCCUCGUCCACAAGACAUUUUCCACGUGCAACGUCAAUCUGAUACACACGGUAAAUGCCCCUCAGAUGUAUGGCAUGUACUUGUUGCGCAAGGAGGAAAUGCGGUUGGCCCACGUGGGACAAAGUGACAAGGAACUUAUCCUUUAUCACGUCACCACCAAGUCCAGGGCAGUGGAGUCGUUGAAAAACGGACUUGACUGGCGGCGCACUCGACGUUCCAAGUUCGGGAACGGUGUGUCGUUCAGCGACGACGCCGACUAUGCCAACUAUUAUGCCGACAAGUUCACCAAAGAAGACAGUCGGGUGAUCAUCGUCUGUGCGGUGCUGGUGAAUAAAACGCAUCGGGUAUCCGGUAAACGUAACGAGGGGAAUUUGAUCGUACCGCCAGGCAGUGUCGACACGACGGUGAGCCCCAACGGCCGCGUGUACGUCAAGUACAACGACUACGACUUCUAUCCGCUGUACUUUAUGCACUAUCAACGGACACCAGAACACCUGAACGAAAGCAAAUAUUUCCAUAACAACCCCCAUAGUAAAUGGCAGCAAAACAACCGGGUGGUGCAGCAGCAACAGCAGCAGCGAGAGUUACAAGCGCAGCGCGAGCGAGAGCGUGCACAACGUGAGCGGGAGCUGCGGGCUCAGCGAGAGCAAGAGGCGUGGAGGCAACAGGAAAAGCAGCAGGCGCAGCGUUAUUUAGAUCAACUACGGCAGGAGCAGGAACUGCAGGAGCGCCGUCGACGAGAGCGGGAACAGGAGCUGUCGUACUCUCGGCAAGCACAGGGACCGCGUUCUCGAGAAAGCAAUAGCAAUUGUCUGAUUCUCUGAUGAUUGUAAUAUUUAAUGUUCGACUUGUCAGUAGUUUUUACGCGACCGAUUUCAACUAUAAUUGUCCGUAGAAUUAUUUGAAUUUUUUUUCUACCUUCGCUAAAUCGCACAAUUUUUGUUUACACUUUUCAUAUUUUCAUAUUAUACUCCACUCAGGUCUUCAUAAUUAUAGUUUGUACAAAGUUUUCUCUCUUGAACGAUUCUUCCUACCAAUCAUAAAGGUAUGGCGUUGUAACGUUUGAUUGGAUUUUUUAAAUACAUUCAAAUGAACGUAGGUCUCAUUAUACUCACACUAUUAUACCUGAGAAUUGUGUACCUACCUGUUAUACUUAUUUGCGAAUAAAUGGAUAAGAUAAC
Messenger RNA from Myzus persicae (green peach aphid), 1638 nucleotides. RefSeq names its product probable serine/threonine-protein kinase DDB_G0267686. Bases 262 to 1281 code for a protein of 339 amino acids. The transcript has 4 exons. The record is from RefSeq and is a predicted model, not a curated record. Gene Ontology annotation, molecular function: NAD+ poly-ADP-ribosyltransferase activity. NCBI's taxonomy places the organism in Eukaryota, Metazoa, Arthropoda, Insecta, Hemiptera, Aphididae.